AUGGCUGACAAGGACAAGAUCGUCGUGUUCAAGGCUCUCCAGCUGGCCAACGAACAGCGAAAUGCUUAUGGACUGCGAUACAACGACUACGUUCGCUACCGUAAACACUGUGCAAAUCGGACUCACCGACUGCGUUCAACCCUCAAACUAACCCAUGGAAAAGGUCGCGAGUUCAAGAAACUCCCUCCACUCACUCCCGAAAUCGUUAAGGACGGGCAUCUCCAGCUCCUCCUUCUAGAAGCCGAACGCGCGUGGUCUUACGCCCAGGACCUCACCGCCCAAUCUCUCAACUCUGCUGACAACGCUGGUACCCUCAGACAUAGUGCGACUGGUCGAUUCCGUCGCGCAGUCCACCAUUCGACGCAGCUCCUGUCUCUCUGCCAGGCACUUUAUGCUUCGAACCGGUUUUCUACCGAGAGUCUGCUUCAAGUAACAAUUUACACGCUGAUUCUCAACGGCCGGUUCCUACGUUACCGCGACGAGUUCGAUGACGCUCUCGUCCAACUUGGAGUUGCUCGCGGCUUGCUCGAUGAGCUAGCCAAAGGCGCGGACACAAGUAGAGACCAAGCACUCGCAACCCUCUUCUCAGACGAAAUCGGUCCAGAAAUUCGACAUUGUGCACAUGAAUUGGGGCGAGCAAAGGCCUAUGAUGUGGAUGGAAUUGUUGCAGAGGUCGCGAAAGAUAAUCGAAACACCCUUGUCGAAGGUUGCGACGCCCUGAUUGCCAAGUUCAAAGACCAAAGCGGCAAGGAGACGGGCAAACGCAGAACUUUGACUCCUUUGGUGUGGGAAGGCCAGCCCGUUCCAGUACGGAACCCGGAACUUGUAGAUGUGUUAUUGCGAGUUCAAGAUGCAGAGCAACGGCUUCAGAAAGGGAGUGCGACUGGGACCAGCAAAAAAGGCGUCAAGGCAUACGAUGCGAUUCUGUCAGCAUUAAGCGAUGCAGAGGAAGUCGCUCGAAAACUUGUUGAAGCACAACAGCUCAAUGGGUCGACUUCAACGGUUGCAUCCGGAACGCGCGACAUUCAUUUUGUUCACGCAUAUAUUGUGUACCAACUUCUUUCGAGACGGAUCCAACGCGACCUGCUUCUAGCCAGUGCAUUAAUUUCGUCGGAAUCAGCGCCAACGACUGGUAAAGAUGAUGUCGAUUCCCGCCUCUUCCCCGCCGUCGUCAAGCUUCUGGACACGACAUUGCAGAGUCUUACUCAGAUGCGGACACUGAGUGUUGUAGACGAUAGCCCUGAUUUAGCAUCAGCUGUAGAUGCGAGAAUUGCAUACACCAAAGCAAGGAGAUGUCUCUUUUUGGCCCGGUCUUACACGCCCGUUAAGAAAUAUGCAGAGGCACUAACGCUUCUACAACACGCCAACAUUCAUCUGCGCGAAACACAGUCCACUCUAUCUCUCGUGGAAUCCAAUGACCCGAUCUCUGACAACGACUUCUUCCCGCUUGUGCCUGCCCUUAUAAACACACUCGAAAGCACCCUCAAUUCCCUCGGCCUCUCUAUCAAGCGCGAAUGGUUUGCAUUCAACGGUGGAGCGCCGGAUAGCACGCCACGUGCUGAGAAGAAGCCACUGUUCUUCGAUAUCGCGGUCAACUACGUCAAACUGGAUGUUGGGAGGUUACGAGAACGGGCAGGGCUGCCACCAUUGGAAGAGGAGGCGCCGACAAGUGUUGCGGCGGUACCGGUGGCCAAGACAAAAGCAAAGGAGGAUAACGAUGUCGGUGUCGAGGAGAAGAAGGACAAGGAGGAUAAGCAGCAACCUGCAGCCAAGGGUGGAUUGAGCAGUUUGUUGGGUGGCUGGUGGGGACGGAGUUGA
Molecule: messenger RNA, 1818 nt
Organism: Mycena indigotica
Lineage: Eukaryota; Fungi; Basidiomycota; Agaricomycetes; Agaricales; Mycenaceae
Product: Signal recognition particle subunit SRP68
Exons: 4
Coding region: 1-1818 (605 amino acids)
Biological process (GO): SRP-dependent cotranslational protein targeting to membrane
Cellular component (GO): signal recognition particle, endoplasmic reticulum targeting
Molecular function (GO): 7S RNA binding; signal recognition particle binding; endoplasmic reticulum signal sequence receptor activity
Source: RefSeq, a predicted model, not a curated record